Coregonus clupeaformis (lake whitefish) is the source of this 921-nucleotide messenger RNA. Its product is annotated as axin interactor, dorsalization-associated protein-like. The coding region runs from base 1 to 507 and encodes 168 amino acids. Gene Ontology annotation, molecular function: phosphatidylinositol binding. The transcript is spliced from 6 exons. Gene Ontology annotation, cellular component: membrane. NCBI's taxonomy places the organism in Eukaryota, Metazoa, Chordata, Actinopteri, Salmoniformes, Salmonidae. The record is from RefSeq and is a predicted model, not a curated record. Gene Ontology annotation, biological process: determination of ventral identity.
AUGGAUGAUCUGGAGUCGGAACUCGGGAGUAAAGCAUUACCUGAAGGUACAUUGUUGCCACGGUUACCCUCAGAGCCCGGGAUGUCGCUGCUCACGAUAAAGAUUGACAAGAUUGGGCUGAAAGAUGCAGGGCAAUGCAUUGAUCCCUACAUGACAGUUAGUGUGAAAGAUGUGAAUGGCAUUGAUUUGAACCCGGUGCAAGACACACCUGUGGCUACCCGAAAGGAGGACACAUACAUUCACUUCAGCGUAGACAUCGAGAUCCAGAGACAUAUCGAGAGACUACCAAAAGGGGUAGCUAUUUUCUUUGAGUUCAAGCACUAUAAACCCAAGAAGGGGUUUACCAGCACAAAAUGUUUUGCCUUCAUGGAAAUGGAUGAGAUCAAACCUGGUCCCAUUGUGAUCGAGUUGUACAAGAAGCCCACUGACUUCAAGAGGAAGAAGCUCCAGCUCCUGACAAAGAAGCCACUCUAUCUCCACCUCCACCAGACGUUGCACAAAGAUUAAUAACCGAGGUCACUGAAUGGAGCACAUCAAGAAAGCAGAAGCACCACAGAAUUCCACUGUAGUCAUCAGACAUCCAACAAAGUUUGGUGUACCUACUGCGUAUCCGCCUCCACUCACAUCAGCAAUACUAAACCCAGCAGGCCCAAAGGCCACACCCUCAACUCUGUCAUAGGAUGGCCCUGGAUGACACAUAUUAACUACAGCGGUGACAACACCCUACUGUAUAAUGCUGCGUUCGUAACCAGGUGGGAGGUGGGAAUUUACCAGUUGUGAAGUCGUAAAUACCAGUUGGAUGCAUUCACGUGCUUUGAACUUGUUGAGAAAGGCUGAUUUGUCUAAUGGCCAACAAGCUUCCUAAGCCAUAAACUAAAAGCUAUCAUGCUGGUAAACAAAUGAGUGUUAAAAAACCAUAUU